UCUCUUCACGGUGCCGGCCUGAAUAGGCGCCGCGCAAGUCCUCGUGAUGGAGUCGGCGCCACAUGCGCGGCCGAGCCGCACGCCUUCGCCCCCGCCAUGCCGCGCCGCCCCCGCCGGAGCCAGCGUCGGCGGCGGCAGCGUCGGCGGCGGCGGCGGCGGCGGCGGCGGCGGCGGCGGCGGCGGCGGCGGUGGCGGUGGCGGCGGUGGCGAGCCCCUGCUGGUGCGGCGCGCGUCGUGGGAUGCACAAGACUACAGCCGCCGCCGGAGCGACUCCAUGCAUCCCAGCGCCCCGCAGCCCGACGCUCGGCGCGAGCGCCUGUCCGCCCCCGUCGAAACUCGGGAAGACUACGAGCGCCGCCGCGAGCGGUGGCACGACGAGCGCUCGCGCGAACGCGACCACUACGACGAGCGCGGACACGGCGCGGCACACCCUCACCCGUGGCGGCGCGGCGACGAGCGGGACUCGCACCCGCGGGAGCGCCGCUAGCGAAUGCGUGGCAGGGUUGAAAAGAGCGUGUGGAGUGCAUUGUGGGUGGGUGGCACGAUCGGCCCGAAGUUAUUGAGCGCUAGUUGUGCCACGUGCGUGGGUUGGAUGAAUUGCCCGUGCACCUGUGUCCAUCUGUACGGCUUUAUGUCCGUGCCAGUGUGCGCUGUGCCGUGCCCAGAUGCCAGAGAGACAGAAAGAAAGAUCAAAGAAUUCUUA
Emiliania huxleyi CCMP1516 is the source of this 703-nucleotide messenger RNA. RefSeq lists its product as hypothetical. The transcript has 2 exons. The annotation marks the transcript as partial. The record is from RefSeq and is a predicted model, not a curated record. Lineage: Eukaryota; Haptophyta; Isochrysidales; Noelaerhabdaceae.